GUGUGUGUUUGUGUGUGGGUGUACUCUGGUCAGUGAGCACGGUUGAUUUUUGCUGUACAAUUGUGCAUAAAAUGCCAACUUCCCCAAGCGUUCUACGAGUGAAGACAUUCGCUGACUGAAGGGAGGAGCUUCUGCACUGGUCCUGUAAGUGGGCACCCCUUUUUUACUGAUAUAAGGUGCACAUUGUUCGAAACAAAGCAGAUGUUCAAACAUUUUGUCAUUACAGCUGGUAUUCUUGUGAAACAACAAGUGCUGCACACCAAUGUCAAUGUUUUUUCAAAAUCAAAAUUCUCUUCUUCUUCCGUUUUUGUGGCCUCUGUGAGUGUGUGAAUCCUUACAGAUGCUGUCAGGUGUUAUAAUGACCUGGUGACCUUCAGCCGACACAGCACAGAUGUGAAGGAAGAAGAGCCUCCUGCUGCAGUGGAGGAAGAUGAACCCAAAUCCAGCGGAGAUAUGACAGAAACAUCACUUGCAUCUGUCGGGUCGGAGGAGGAGGUGAUGGAGGAUGAAGGUGAGAAGAAAAGCAGAGAGGAGAUGGACAAUGAUGAAUCAGAAAUUGAAAAGGGAGAAGAAGAGGAACAUGCUGAUGAGGAGACUAAAGCAAAGAAACUGAUGGAAGCGUGGAAGUCAGAGGCCUCCGCAGAUGCAAAGCCUCCUCUCCCAGAUCCAGCCUUUAACAGGAGAUGCAGCCUUAUUGCCAGCGAUGUCAGAUAUAAAGAAGACUUUGAGAAGAUGAAGGGUCAGAGUCUCUUUGUACCUGGAGCUGAACUCAUCCAUUCAAAGAACAUCAGUGCCGUGAUAUCUGAGUCGAAGUAUAAGGAGGAGGGAAAGAAGGAGGCGUCGCUCUCUCUGUACUCCAUCCUGCCUGAAACUCCAGAGACUCAGCAUGCCAGAGAGGCGUCAGAGCUGCAGAGCGAGAUUAAAUACAAGGGAAACACAAAGACAGAGAUUUCCUCCUCGCUUUAUUCUCUGCUGCCAGAAACCACAGAGACACAGUUCGUCAAAGAGCUGACGGAGAUGCUGAGUGAGAACAAGUACAAGGAGGAAGGAAAGCGGGAGAUGAGCAGCAGUUUGUACUCUCAGCUCCCUGAAACCUCUGAGAUGCAGCUGGCAAAGACCGUCCGCGAGUUUCAGAGCGAGAAAAAGUACACGGAAGACGGCAGGAGAAAGGCCUCCAUCUCUCUUUACUCCCAACUUCCUGACACUCCGGAACUGCAGCACGCUCUGGAAGUGUCCCAGCUGCAGAGCCAGGUGAAUUAUCGGCCCAAGCUCAUGCGUAAAGGAACCCCCUCCUCUCUUUACUCUCAGCUGCCUGAUACCACAGAGAUUCAGUUCGCCAGAGAGAUGACCGAGCUGCACAGUGAGAGUAAGUACAAGGAGGGUGGCAGACGGAGCCUCUCGCAGAGUUUCUACUCUCAGCUGCCAGAAACUGCAGAGACCCAGUUUGCUAGAGCAGUUGCUGAGCUGCAGAGCGAGAUGCGAUACAAAGAAUCGGGGAGGAAAGGCGUGAACUCGAGUUUGUACUCCGUUCUCCCAGAAACAAUAGAAACAGCCCGAGCCAAGGAAGUGUCUGAGCUGUGCAGUGAGCUGAAGUAUAAAGAGGACGGUAAGAAGGAGAUGAACAUCAGCCUGUACUCUUUGCUGCCUGAAACCAUGGAGACUCAGCACGCUAAAGAGGUGUCAGACCUGCAGAGUGAAGUGAAGUAUAAAGACGGUCUGAAGCAGAGGAUUCAGCACAGUUUGUACCAUCAGCUUCCUCAGACCACAGAGACUCAGCUGGCCAAGCAGCUGUCCGAGCUGCAGAGCCAGACAAAGUAUAAGGAAGCAGGAAAGAAGGAGGCCAGCAGCUGCCUGUACUCUCUGCUGCCCGCAACCAUGGAGACACAACACGCCAAGGAGGCGUCCGAGCUGCUGAGCGAGGUGAAGUACAGAGAGAGUGGGAAGAAGGACAUGUCCAACUCCAUAUACUCCACAAUGUCUGACACCCCAGAAACCAACUUUGCCAAAGAGAUGAAGGACAUGCUGAGCCAGACUAAAUACAAAGAGAACGGGAAGAAGACUCUCAGUCAGAGUGUUUACAGCCAACUGCCAGAAACUGCUGAGACACAGUUCGCCAAAAAUGUCGCCGAGCUGCAGAGCCAGACAAAGUACAAAAAAGGAAAGGAAGACUUGUCAAGCUCUCUGUACUCCACUCUGCCGGAGACUCUGGACACGCUGCACGCCAAAGAGGCCGCUCAGCUGCAGAGUCAGCUGAAUUACAGAUCGGCGCUAAAGAAAGACCUGUCUUCAAGUCUGUUCCAUCAGCUGCCAGAGACGUUGGAGACAGCCUAUGCUAAAGAGGUCUCUGAGCUGCUCAGUGAGGUGAAGUACAAAGAAGAAGGUAAGAAAGAGAUGAGCAUCAACCUGUACUCUUUACUGCCAGAGACCAUCGACUCUCAGCGCGCUAAAGAGGUGUCAGACCUGCAGAGUGAGGUGAAGUAUAAAGACGGUCUGAAGCAGAGGAUUCAGCACAGUUUGUACCAUCAGCUUCCUCAGACCACAGAGACUCAGCUGGCCAAGCAGCUGUCCGAGCUGCAGAGCCAGAAUAAGUACAAGGAGGUCGGCAAGAAGGAGGUGAAGACCAGCCUGUACUCCCUGCUGCCUCAAACCAUGGAGACACAGCGGGCCAAGGAAGCUUCAGAGCUGCUCAGUGAGAUCAAGUACAAGGAAAGUGGAAGGAAGGACUUGUCCAGCUCUCUGUACCACACACUUCCCGACACUUUAGAAACGGCGUUUGCCAGGGAGGUGACCGACAUGCUGAGCGAGAGCAAAUACAAGAACGGGAAGAAGAACCUGGCGCAGAGUUUUUACUCCCAACUUUCACAAACUGCAGAGACUCAGUUUGCUAAGACAGUUUCUGAGCUGCAGAGCGAGGUGAAGUACAAAGAAGCCGGAAGGAAAGGCGCAAUGAGCUCCAUGUACUCGACUCUACCCGAGACUCUGGAAACCAAGCACGCCAAAGACGCGUCUCAGCUGCAAAGCCAGCUGAAGUACAAGCAGAGUCUAGCCACAGAAGGUUCCAGUCUUUACCAUUCGAUGCCGGAAACCUUCGACACUCAGUUUGCCAGAGAGCAGAUGGAGAUGCUCAGUGAGGUCAAAUACAAGGAAGACGGCAAAAAGGACCUGAGUGUCAGUCUGUACUCUGUGCUCCCUGAAACCCUGGAAACGCAGCGCGCCAAAGAGCUGACCGAGAUGCUGAGUGAGGCUAAAUACAAAGAAGAGAGUAAGAAGCAGAGUUCAGCGCCUUUGUACCACCUACUACCUGAAACUCUGGAGACGCGGCGUGCCAAAGAGGCUGCGCUGCUGCAGAGCCAGGUCCUGUACAAAGAAGCUGUGAAGAAGGAGUUGUCAUGUCCUGUUUACCACCAGCUUCCCGAGACGCUGGAGACCCAGUUCGCUCAAGAAGUCACCGACUUACAGAGUCAAAACAAAUACAAGGAGGCGGGGAUGCAGAGCCUCUCUCACAGCGUCUACUCUCAGCUGCCGGAAACUGAGGAGAUCAAGUUUGCCAAAGCUGUAGCCGAUCUGCAGAGCGAGUUAAAGUACAAAAAGUGGGGCAGACAGGAUGCUGGCAGCUGUCUGUACUCUGAGAUGCCUGAAACUCUGGAAACGCAACAUGCCAAGCAGGUUUCCCAGAUGCAGAGCCAGGUGAAGUACAAGGAAGAUGUGCAGAAGCAGCAGCAGAGCAGUUUGUUCUCCAGCCUUCGUCAGACCCCCCAGACUGAACUAGCUAAAGAAGCGGCGGCGCUGCAGAGCGAGGUGAAAUAUAAGGGGGGCUGUAAGAAGGAUAUGUCCUCCCCCCUCUACCACCACCUGCCUGAGACAGCAGAGACACAGUUUGCCAAGCAGAUGUCAGAGAUCCAGAGCGAGCUGAAAUACAAGAAGGACACGGAGGAUCUGCCCGACACGCUGUACUCUGUGCUGCCUGAAACUCUGGAGACUCAGUUUGUCAAAGAGAUGUCAGAGACGCACAGCCAGGCGAAGUACAGGCAGGCGGCCAAGGAGCAGUCAGCAUCGUCUCUCUACUCCAAACUGCCGGAAACUCUGGAGACCAAACACGCCAAAGAAGCGUCAGAGCUGCAGAGCGAGAAAAAGUACACAAAUGACGCCAAGAAGGAGAUGAAAUCGCCUCUGUUCUCUCAGCUCCCUGAGACCGCGGAGACGCAGUUUGUACGCGAGAUGACAGAGAUGCUGAGCGAGAUCAAAUAUAAAGAAGAUGGGAAGAAGAGCCAGACCACCAGCCUUUACUCCCAGCUCCCACAGACCAAUGAAACCCAGUUUGCCAAAUCUGUGUCUGAGGUCCAGAGCGAGACCAAGUACAAAGAAGCAGGGAAGAAAGAAGCACUGCACUGUCUGUACUCCAAGCUGCCAGAAACUCUGGAGACUCUGCACGCCAAAGAGGUCUCCCAGCUGCAGAGUCAGGUGAAGUACAAACAGGAGCAGAGCGGCUCUCUGUAUCAUCAGCUGCCUGCAACCACAGAGACACAGCUGGCUAAAGAUCUGACAGACAUGCACAGUGAGGUGAAGUACAAAGAGGAGGCAAAGAGGGAGAGCAGGAAAAACUUGUAUUCUCGUCUCCCUGAGACGGCAGAGACACAGUUUGCCAAGCAGAUGUCAGAGAUCCAGAGCGAGCUGAAAUACAAGAAGGACAUGGAGGAUCUGCCCGACACGCUGUACUCUGUGCUGCCUGAAACUCUGGAGACUCAGUUUGUCAAAGAGAUGUCAGAGACGCACAGCCAGGUCAAGUACAAGGAGGCUGUGAAGAAAGAGGGCAGCAGCUCUCUGUACCACCAGCUCCCUGAGACUCUGGAGACGCAGCGUGUUAAAGAGGUUACUGAGCUGCAGAGCGAGAACAAGUACAAGCAGAGCGGAAAGGAGUCCAUGUCAUCCAGUCUGUACGCUCAGCUCCCAGAGACGGCCCAAACGCAGCUCGCCGCCAAGAUGUCUGAGCUGCAGAGUGAGAGUAAAUACAAGGCGGACGGGCUGAAGUGUCUCCCUCAGAGCCUCUACUCUCACCUACCUGAAACCAACGAGACUCAGUUUGUGAGAAGUGUCUCUGAGCUGCUGAGUGAGGCUAAAUACAAGGAGGCGAGCAAAAAGGAGGAGAGCAGCUGCCUGUACCACCAACUGCCUGAAACUCUGGAGACUCUACACGCUAAGGAGGCCACAGAGCUGCAGAGCCAGGUGAAGUACAAGGAAGGUAAGAAGGAUCUGAGCUCCAGCCUGUACCACCUGCUGCCCGAGACGGAGGAGACGAAGUUCGCCAAAACCGUCACGGAGCUGCAGAGCGAGAAUAAAUACAAGGAGAAAUGCAGGCAGGAGGUCGGCAGCGGCGUCUUCCAUCAGAUGCCAGAAACCAAAGAGAUGGAGUUUGUCAAGCAGAUCUCAGAGCUUCAGAGUGAGUCAAAGUACAAGAAGGACGUGAAAGACCUGCCUAACUCUCUGUACUCUCAGCUGCCUGAGACUCUGCAGACUCAGUUCAUAAAGGAGAUGGCAGACAAGCACAGCCAGACCAAGUACAAAGAGGCCAGCAGGAAGGAGUUGGUGAAAUCUCUGUAUUCUCUGCUGCCGGAGACUAAAGAAACUCAGCAUGCAAAGGAACAGAGUCAGCUUAGCAGCGAGAGAGCUUACAGGGAGGAGGACAAGAGGGAAGCUGGCAGCAGCCUGUACGCUCAGAUGCCCCAAACCAUCGAGACCGUCUUUGCCAAGGAGCUGACCAAAGCACAGAGCGAUAAGUAUUAUAAGGAGAAGUAUAACCGAGAGAAGGGGAAGGCCGACUACACCAACAUGAAGACUCUGCCUGAUGUGCAGCACGCCAUGGAGGUCACCAAGAACCAGAGCGAGGUCGGCUACAGAAGAGGUAAAGAGGAGCUUCAUCACUGUAACAUGGUUCCUGACAGACCAGAUAUGCUGAACGCUGCCAAUGCUGCCAAACUGGCCAGCGAUGUGGCCUACAAGAAUCACACCAAGCUGCCCAUCUACAGCGACUGCUCUCUUUUGACCCGAACUGACAUCCAGCACGCCAAUGAGGUUUCAAAGCUGACCAGCCAGGUGAAGUAUAAGGAGAACUUUGACCGACACUUGAAGGGCCAGAGACCAAGCUACAACCCGCUGGACUGCCUGUCCUUCAGACACACACAGGCUGCUGGUGCACUGGCCAGUCAGGUGAAGUACAGGACUAACCAGAACCAGAGACCUGAGGGCUCCUUGGACCUGCAGCUGGAGCACGCCCUGCACGCCAGCAAGCUGCAGAGCAACGCGGAGUACAAAAAGAAGUACGAGCAAACGAAGGCCUACUACCACAUGGCUGUGGACACGGCUGAACAGCUCCACCACAAGGAGACGGCAGUGCUGCACAGCCAGGUGAAGUACAGAGAGGAGUAUGAGAAGAACAGGGGUCGCUCUCAGAUGGAGUUUGGAGAAACUCCAGCUUAUAAAGUGUCUAAAGAAGUCCAGAAAAUGCAAAGUGAGAAGGAAUACCGGAGGGACUACGAGGAGCACGUGAAGGGGAAGGCUUUGGUGGAGGUUGACCAGACACCUGGAUACCUGACGGCGCGCCAUGCCGGCAGCCUUCUGAGCGAGAAAGAGUACAAGAAGGACCUGGAGCAGGAAGUGAAGGGGCGGGGCUUGUCUGGGGUUGGUCUCGAAGAUACACCUGAGUUACUAAGGGUGAAAAAAGCUAAUCGGAUUCUCAACCAGAAGGAGUACCGCAAGGAUCUGGAGCGGGACAUCCUGGGGAAAGGUAUGGAGCUGAGCGCCGAUGUUCUGGAGAUGCAAAGAGCCAAGAGAGCCUCAGAGAUCCAGAGCCAGAGGUCCUACAAACAGAUGGAGCAGCUCCGUGAGAACUCGUACGGGACGCUAACAGACACACCUGAGCUGCUGCACGCCUCCUACCUCAGAGACAUCUACAGCCAGAAGAAGUACAAGGACGACGCAGAGCGGCUAAAUGAGCGCUACAGCCUGCUGUCAGAAACCCCGGAGAUGGAGAGAGUCCGAGCCAACCAGAGACACUUCAGCUCCCUGCGUUACUCCUGGGACUCCAAGCUGAUGAGAGGCCUGACGACGUCUGUCACAGACACGCCAGAGAUCGUCCUCGCCAGAGAGAACGCCAAAAAGAUCAGCAAUGUCCAGUACAGAGAGGAGGUGGGCCGUGGAACCGCCGUCACAGAGACAUUUGAGAUGGAGCGAGUCCGACGGAACCAGGAGAACAUCAGCUCGGUGAAGUACAAGCAGAGCCCGGCCAAGGCCACCAGUGUGGGAGUGACCCCUGAGGUGGAACGGGUCAAACAGAACCAGGAGAACAUCAGCUCGGUGAAGUACCAGCGUGGGCUGCAGGAGCUGAGGGGACGAAGCUGCUCUGAGCUGGACACACCUGAGUACAGGCGCGUCAGGAAGACGCAGGAUUCGGUCUCGAUGGCAAAAUACCACGAGGAUUUUGAGCGGGCACGCGGCCGGGGCUAUACGCCAGGCCUGGACGACCCCAGCAUGGAGCGCUACCAGAGAGCCAAUCAGAUGAUUGGGGAGGCGGGCUACAGCAAAGGGCUCCACUCCCAAGGGAUGGAGAUGGACAGACGGCCAGGAGGCAUCAUCGUAGAUCUGAAGGUGUGGAGGACAGACCCAGGGUCCAUCUUUGACUUUGACCCUCUGGAGGACAACAUUCAGUCCAGGAGCCUCCGCAGGAUGUCCGAGCGGGCUGGGUGCAGUGUGAGCCGGGGGUCUUCGCAGCAGUCUCUCCUCCACAGCCAGACUCAGUCUGUCAGCUCUCUGAGUUCUGACCUGUGGGAACGCAGCAGCACCGACACUCCUGCUCCUGUCCUGCCCGGGGCGUACCACCAUCAGGGGGCCCAGCAUCAGCAGUAUCAUGGCUACAUGCAUCAGACCAGCAUGUCAUCGGUCAGAUCUGUCACCUCGCCUCCACAACACUCACACGUUCGUGUUUACAGAGCGCUGUACGACUACACAGCUCAGGACCACGAUGAGGUCUCCUUCAGAGACGGCGACGUCAUCAUCAACGCCCAGCCCAUCGACGAAGGCUGGAUGUACGGCACCGUGCAGAGGACCGGCAAGUCCGGGAUGCUGCCAGCAAACUAUGUGGAGAGUUGCAACUGAUGGGAGGGAAGGGGGUGAGGCGGGGGAGGAACUUUCACAUACAGUGUUGAUGUUCACUGCAUUUCGGGCUGCUUUUGGCAGGGUUGUUUUCAUUUUAUUCUUUGUGAGAGCGGAUGCAGUGAGAACACUUUAUCACAACCUGUUUUCAUCCAGGUUUGUUCCAAAUCAGACAGCAUUCAUUCAGACCAACACGAAUCGAGAUAAAAACGGCCGCAAUGCAGGGAACAUCACAGGCUGUUGGCAGCAGCUGAUCAGAGAGAGAAACCUGUAGAAAUCCAGCAUGCUGUGAAGACCAGUCAAUAUGCCCAACAGAACGGUGGUAACAAACUUUAGCAGGUCCCUCAAACAGAAAAAAAUGCUGUUCAUCCAAAAAUGUCCUAAAGGUGAUAAGCAGGAAGUGGAAAGACGUUCUGCUUUUCUUGCUGCCAAAGCAGAAGAAAAUGGAGACUAAAAAUCUGAAUCCAGUAAAACUGAAUAUGUGCAGAACUCUUUCAGAAAAAAAAUGUUAUGGAGGAAAAGAGCAGGAGACAGGAAAAAGUUUGCUUUUCAGAAAUAAACAGAAGAGGAACAGAGGAAAGUGGGAGAGCUUCUUGUUUUCUUGAGAGGAGGAGUACAGAGGUGUGGUUCAUGUAAAGAUCCAUCUCACUGAAUCGGUGCAGUUUAGUCUUUGGCGUCUGAAAGAAGGAGCAGCAGCAGCAGCACUAACCUCCCAAACUAACACACUGUGUUUUUCUGUGGGUGGUGUUUAACAGUGAGUUGGUUCUCCUGGUCUGUGCUUUGCAGACGGAUGUGCCUGCAGAUUCAUUCUCUUGUCUGGACUGACUCCUUUGUGUUUCUGAGCUUUUUUAGUUCCAGUUUCACCCCAGCCUUGCUGAAGAAAGCAUCUGUCAGCCACUAAGCAGAAGAACUUGUUCUACUUUAUGUUCUGAUUUAAUGCAACAUAACAGAGUGAAUCCUCACCAGUUGGUUCUGAACGAGCUCCUGUUCUCUUCAAAUAUUCACUAGCAUUACUUUCCUUGCUUUAAAGAUUUGUUUCCUUAUUUAGUUUUGUCCCACAAGUUAUGCUAAAUGUAUUUACCUAUUAUUUGGAUUAAUAUAUUGUUCAGUGUCGGUUGUUUUCUUGCCAUAACUGUGUGCAACAUGUAAACAAAUAAAACUGAACUGAUCAGUCGCAGUCA
Oryzias latipes (Japanese medaka) is the source of this 9326-nucleotide messenger RNA. RefSeq lists its product as uncharacterized. Gene Ontology annotation, biological process: cardiac muscle thin filament assembly. NCBI's taxonomy places the organism in Eukaryota, Metazoa, Chordata, Actinopteri, Beloniformes, Adrianichthyidae. Gene Ontology annotation, molecular function: actin filament binding. Gene Ontology annotation, cellular component: Z disc. The record is from RefSeq and is a predicted model, not a curated record.